This is a messenger RNA of Callorhinchus milii (elephant shark), 997 nucleotides long. RefSeq names its product signal recognition particle 19 (gene srp19). Gene Ontology annotation, cellular component: signal recognition particle, endoplasmic reticulum targeting. The record is from RefSeq and is a predicted model, not a curated record. Lineage: Eukaryota; Metazoa; Chordata; Chondrichthyes; Chimaeriformes; Callorhinchidae. Gene Ontology annotation, biological process: SRP-dependent cotranslational protein targeting to membrane; SRP-dependent cotranslational protein targeting to membrane, signal sequence recognition. Bases 39 to 464 code for a protein of 141 amino acids. The transcript is spliced from 5 exons. Gene Ontology annotation, molecular function: 7S RNA binding.
GGGCGGGCGGGCGGGCGGGCGGGGCAGCGCGAGACAACAUGGUUUAUUUGGACAAAACUCACGCGGAUAAAGAGAGGUUUAUUUGUAUAUAUCCAGCAUAUAUAAACAACAAGAAGACCCUCUCAGAUGGCAGGAGAAUACCAGUAGAAAAGGCUGUUGAAAACCCAACAUUUGGAGAGAUUCGAGAUGUUUGCACAGCAGCAGGACUAAAUGUGGUUGUCGAGAAUAAACUAUACCCACGAGAAUGGAACAGAGAUGUUCAGUUCAGAGGCAGAAUACGUAUUCAACUAAAAAAUGAAGAUGGAACCUUAUGUUUUGAACAGUUUCCUACACGUAAGGCAGUGAUGUUGUACGUAGCAGAGAUGAUUCCCAAGCUGAAGACCAGGACCCAGAAAUCUGGAGGAGGGGAUCAGAACACACAACCAGGAGAAGGUGGCAAAAAGAGCAAGAAGAAGAAGAAAUAAUUCUGUGGGUAAUGUUGCUGAUGUCAAACUAUUUAUUCUGAUAAAAGCACUGUUGGCAAUGUUGGUUUUAUAAUUGUAUUCCUUCAACUAAAUAGCUUGGGGAGAAUUUGUAACAGUGCAAUUGGUUUAAAUCAGUUCAGGAAAUCAGUUUACUUGUCUUGGCACGGUCACCAUUUCAGUCAUGUUCUUGUAAUUACACAAGUUUUUGAGUUGGUGUCAUUUAACAAAUACCUGAUUACUGUUCACAUUCUGUAUCUGGUAUUGGCUGAAAUAAAACAGUUUCUGUGGGAAGACUGUGAAGACUAAUAUGGUAUUUCUUGAUGGGGUUCCUUAUCCGAAUUUUGCAACUUCUUUUCAGGAAAAGGAGUAAGUCAAACCAACCCUUUCACAGUUUGCUGGGAAUUCUAAUGGAAUCCAAAUUUGACCUUUUACUUUAACUGAAUGUAACAGUUAAAAUAUGAAUAAUUGCAGACAAUAUUAAAGCUAUAAGGUGAUAGAAUAUCGGAUGUAAAUAAAGUCUUAAGCAUUCUAAA